AAAUUUCAGAUGAAACUUCAUUAUCAUAUUAGUAUAAUUAUCCUAAGAAACACAAGCAUUGUAUAUGCUAGCUCAACGUCAUUGCAGUAAUAUCUCCAUUUCUCCAUGGAAAACGAAUAUGGCGAAUAUAAAUAUUUUUUUUUAUAUAUAUAGCCCCUACAUAUCUGAGCAUUAAGUUUCAUUAUUAAUAAGCAAUUACACAAAUCAAAGUAGUGACAAAGAAAAGAACAGAGAAGAACACACACAUGGAAGAUGGUAAAAAACAAGUUGCAGAGAAAAAAAUGAAGAGAUUCCUUCUCGUAGUAAAUUGUCUCAUAUUAUCCCUAGGUACCUGCAGUGCUCCCCUCAUAAUGCGUCUCUAUUUCAUCCACGGCGGCCAACGUGUCUGGCUCUCCGCCUUCCUCCAAACCGCCGGUUUCCCCUUGAUGCUCAUUCCCCUCGCAAUCUCAUACAUCAAACGCCACCGUCUCCACCACCAUCCUCCACCAUUGACAACCAUCUCCAUCGCCCCAGAAAAACUAAAUAUAAUCUCCAUGAAACCUCCUAUUUUCUUCGCAGCUGCCUUCAUCGGAAUCCUCACCGGCCUUGACGACUAUCUCUUCGCAUAUGGCGUUGCUCGGCUUCCAGUUUCCACUUCUGCCUUAAUAAUAGCAUCUCAGCUUGGUUUCACUGCGUUUUUCGCUUUUCUUAUUGUGAAAGAGAAAUUUACAGCUUUUACUGUAAACGCCGUUGUUUUGCUUACGGUUGGAGCUGGUGUUUUGGCUAUGCAUACGAGUAGUGAUCGUCCUGCUGGUGUUUCUGCAAAACAAUAUUGGAUUAGUUUUUCAACCACGGUUGCUGCUUCUGCAUUGUAUGGAUUUAUUUUGCCUUCGGUUGAGUUGGUUUAUAAGAAGAUUAAACAACCCGUCACUUAUUCUUUUGUUAUGGAAUUUCAGUUCGUUACGUGCAUGUUUGCCACUCUCUUCUGUGCCAUAGGCAUGAUUGCAAACAAUGACUUUAAGGUCAUUCCAAAGGAAGCAAGAAAUUUUGGGCUUGGAGAAAGCACUUACUAUGUUGUGUUGGUUGUUAGUGCGAUAAUGUGGCAAGCGUUUUUCUUGGGAGCUAUUGGAGUUAUUUUUUGUGCCUCGUCGUUAUUGUCGGGUAUUUUGAUUGCUGUGUUGUUACCACUAACGGAAGUGUUGGCAGUUGUUUUCUACAAAGAAAAAUUUCAAGCAGAAAAAGGGGUGUCACUUGUACUUUCUCUUUGGGGGUUUGUGUCCUAUUUCUAUGGAGAGAUCAAACAUGCCAAAGCAGAAAAGAAGAAAUGUAGUUUAGAAAUAAAGAUGGGUCAAACUCUUGAAGGGCUACCUGCUCCGUGAUUGGAAUGUAGGGUAUAAAAAUGUUUAGUAUUUUAUUAAUUAAGCCAAAUGCUUUAUUAAAUGUCUUACUUUUUUUUUAGGAAAAAAAAAAGGGAAAUGCAAGUGUAAACUAGUCUCAUAAAUAUUGAUCCCCUAAUAAGUAUGGUUACAGUAUAGACUUACCAAUAAUAUAAUUAAAUUUCCCGUAUUUUAUUAACCA
Messenger RNA from Medicago truncatula (barrel medic), 1557 nucleotides. Its product is annotated as purine permease 3. The coding region runs from base 246 to 1358 and encodes 370 amino acids. The record is from RefSeq and is a predicted model, not a curated record. NCBI's taxonomy places the organism in Eukaryota, Viridiplantae, Streptophyta, Magnoliopsida, Fabales, Fabaceae. The transcript has 2 exons. Gene Ontology annotation, molecular function: purine nucleoside transmembrane transporter activity. Gene Ontology annotation, cellular component: membrane.